Molecule: messenger RNA, 4174 nt
Organism: Cygnus atratus (black swan)
Lineage: Eukaryota; Metazoa; Chordata; Aves; Anseriformes; Anatidae
Gene: FHOD1
Product: formin homology 2 domain containing 1
Exons: 21
Coding region: 58-3879 (1273 amino acids)
Biological process (GO): actin filament network formation; cortical actin cytoskeleton organization
Cellular component (GO): cytoskeleton; cytoplasm
Molecular function (GO): actin filament binding
Source: RefSeq, a predicted model, not a curated record
GUCGCUGCCUCCCCCCCGGCGCUGCGGGCGCGGGGCGGCGGCAGCGGCGGUGCCGCCAUGGCGGAGGCGGCGGUGCAGUGCCGGGUCCAGUACCUGGAGGAUGCCGACCCCUUCGGCUGCGGCAGCUUCCCGGAGCCGCGCCGAGCCCCGGUUUACGCCGUGGCGGAGGCGCUGGCCCUGGGCGCGCAGCUGCCCGCGCUGCACCGGCUGCUCGGAGCGCCGCUGCCGCUGGAGGACUGCACGCUGCAGGUCUCCCCAUCCGGCCACUACCUGGACCUCGACCUGUCCCUGCUGGAGCAGAAGGAUGACCUGGAGGGUUUCUACGAGGAGGUCAGGAAGGGCCGGCGGCCGACGCUGAUCCUGCGCACCCAGCUCUCCGUCCGCGUCCACGCCAUCAUUGAGAAGCUGUACAACUCGCAGGGGCCGGAGCUGCGGCGUUCCCUCUUCUCCCUCAAGCAGCUCUUCCAGGAGGACAAGGACCUGGUGCCCGAGUUUGUGAACCUGGAUGGGCUGACGUGCCUGAUCAAAGUGGGGGCAGAGGCUGAUCAGAACUACCAGAACUACAUCCUCCGUGCCCUGAGCCAGAUCAUGCUCUUCAUGGACGGGAUGCAGGGUGUCAUCAACCACAACGAGACCGUCCAGUGGUUGUACACGCUGUCGGGAAGCCUGUUCCGCCUGGUGGUGAAGAUGGCGCUGAAGCUGCUGCUGGUGUUUGUGGAGUACACGGAGCCCAACGCCCUGCUCCUCAUCCGUGCCGUCAACGCUGUGGACCAGGCGAGAGGCGUGUGUCCAUGGUCCAACCUGAUGGCCAUCCUGCAGCAGCGCAAUGGGGCCGACACGGAGCUGCUGGUGUUCGCAAUGACCCUCAUCAACAAGACGCUGGCUGCCCUCCCGGACCAGGACUCCUUCUACGACGUGACGGACUGCCUGGAGCAGCAGGGCAUGGAGAGGGUGGUGCAGCAGUACCUGAGCAGCAAGGGCACCGACCUCGACCUCAAGCAGCAGUUCGUGCUCUACGAAAGCGCUCUCAAGCUGGAGGACGGGGUGGAGGAGCCGUCGCCGGGUGGGCGCAAGGAGAGGAGGAAGACAGAUGAGGGCCGGCGCGGGUGGCGUGCUCAGGGCAGCUGUGCCGAGCCCAGCCCUGACCCCCAGCCUGUGCUGGGGAGCCCCAGCACCCCAAAGGAGCCCCCCGUUGAGGAUAGCCCUGAGCCGAGCAUCCCAGCAGAGCCAUGCCCAAAGAGCACCUACAACAGCACGUCCAGCCUGCGGCUGUCUCUGCCAUGCACCUCGCCCGAGAAGGAGCAGUCCCCAGGCCCCGGGGAGAGGAGCGUGUACAAAGCUCGCUUCCUGGAGAACCUGGCUGCUGCCCAGAAGGAGAAGAUCUCCGCCAUGGCCAAGGGACGGCUCGACAUCCUCAGUGAUGUUGCUCCGGAGCAUCUCGUCGCUUGGGAUGGGGACAGCGGCACCCCUGAGCCCGGGACGGAGCCACCCAGCAUGAGGUCCCACACAGGCCGGCAGGACACCACCGACUCCUGCAGCGCCAUCUCCUCCGAUACCAAGUUCAUGCUGGACAUGCUCUACGCUAAGGGCUCCUCGGAGCUGGGGAGGCAGAAGGUCUUCCCCGAGGGGCUGUCGUCCUCCCCCUACCAGGGUGAGGAGGAGACGGGCACCAGGCAGGGCUGCGCUGAGGGACGCGGUGGUCGGGAGCAGGAGAGCACCUGGCUCCAUGGCAGGGCUCCGGACGGGCCGGUGGCCAGCGCCCACGCCAAGCUGGCACGUGCCGCGUCCAACAUCGACGCUGAGACCCACACGCAGAAGCUGGAGAAAACCAUGAUGAUGCCCAUCAAGAAGGACACGGAGCUAUCGUGGGAGCACCUUCAGGCCAGCCCCGUGCAGCUGAAGAUCAAGGACCUGGACUUCACUGACCUGGGGGAGGAGGAAGACUUUGACAUCUUGGACACGGGGCCCGUAGCCAAUGGCUCCUUCCUUCCUCCCGGCAUCCAGGCAGCGAGCGCUGGAGUUCUCAUGGUUCCCCCUCCACCUCCCAUGGUCCCUGGCUGCCCACCACCUCCCCCUCCACCUCCUAUGGUCCCUGGCUGCCCGCCACCUCCCCCUCCACCUCCUAUGGUCCCCGGCUGCCCACCCCCUCCAGGGCUCCCAGGCCCUUCGGCCACUGAUGGCCCUUCCCAAGCCAAGAAGAAGAGGACAGUGAAGCUCUUCUGGAAGGAGCUGAAGCAGCUAGAUGGCUCUGUGGGGCCAGGCAGGUUUGGGCAGGCGACGCUGUGGGCGUCCCUGCAAAGCGUUGAGGUCAACACUGCCAAACUGGAGCAUCUCUUCGAGUCCCGGGCGAAGGAGGUGCCGCCUUCCAAGAAAGCUACUGAUGGGAAGAAGGUGGUGGUGGUGCUGGACCCCAAGAGGAGCAACGCCAUCAACAUCGGUCUCACGGUGCUGCCGCCCGUCCACAUCAUCAAGACGGCCGUGCUCAACUUCGAUGAGUUUGCGGUCAAUAAGGAAGGGAUCGAGAAAAUCCUGACCAUGGUCCCAACUGAGGAGGAGAAGCAGAAGAUCCAGGAGGCCCAGCUGGCUAACCCUGAUGUGCCCUUGGGCUCUGCGGAGCAGUUCCUGCUCUCCCUGUCCUCCAUCAGCGACCUCACGGCCAGGCUCCAGCUCUGGGCCUUCAAGCUGGACUACGAGAGCCUGGAGCAGGAGAUAGCAGAGCCGCUGUUUGAUCUGAAAGUGGGCAUGGAGCAGCUGGCCAAAAAUCACACCUUCAAGUGCAUCCUGGCCACACUGCUGGCCAUGGGCAACUUCUUGAAUGGCUCCCAGAGCAGAGGCUUUGAACUGGGCUAUCUGGAGAAGGUCUCGGAAGUGAAGGACACGGUGCACCGGCAGUCCCUGCUCCACCACCUCUGCCAGAUGGUGGUGGAGAAGUUCCCAGAAACCACGGACCUCUACUCGGAGAUCGCCUCCAUCACGCGCUCCGCCAAGGUCGACUUUGACGAGCUGGCCAACAGCGUGGUGCAGCUGGAGCGGCGCUGCCGGGCCUCCUGGGACAACCUGAAGGUGAUCGCCAAGCAUGAGACCAAGCCGGUGCUGAAGAGCAAGCUGACGGACUUCCUCAAGGACAGCACGCAACGCAUCGUCGUCUUGAAGGUGGUCCACAGGCGCGUCCUCAACAGGUUUCACUCCUUCCUGCUGUACCUGGGGUACCCAGCCAGCGCCGUGCGGGACGUGAAGGUGAUGCCCAUCUGCAAGCUGCUGCGGGAGUUCGCCCUGGAGUACCGCACCUGCCGGGAGCGCGUCCUGCAGCAGCAGAAGAAGCGCGCCGCCCACCGGGAGCGCAACAAGACCCGCGGGCGGCUCAUCACUGAGACCGAGAAGUUCUCCGGCAUCGCCGAGGCCACCGCACCACCUGCUGUGGUGUCGGCCAGCCCCGAGCAGGAGGAGCAGGCGGAGGUGGGCCAUGAGAGCAUGAAGAGCGUCCUGAGCUUGCCCACAGACGUCCCUGCCCGACGCAGCCGGGCCAGCCGGGGUAGGAGCGGGCUGGGGACAGGACAGCAGAGCGGGGCAGCCCAUGGGGACACCCGGCUGGUGCCAGCAUCCUCAUACUCCCACGCAGGGACAGGGCACGUCACCCCAAGCCAAGGCUCCCCGGCCCAGGAGGACGUCCCCAGCUCACCUGAUGACGCCUCAGACGAGAUCAUGGACCGCCUGGUGAAGUCGGUGACGCAGAGUGCCAACCCCCGGCCCUGCGCCAACAAGGAGCGCAGGAGGUCCCGCGGCAACAGGAAGUCCCUGCGACGGACGCUGAAGAGCGGGCUGAGCGAGGACUUGGUGCAGGCGCUGGGCCUGGGGCGGGCGCCGGGCAUGGAGGUGUGACCUGACUGCCCCUGCAACCCGGGGGGGCCCUGCCACCCGCACCCCGCAGGGAAGGACGUGGGAAGCACACUGGCACGCUCAGCACCCUUGGUCUGGCGUCCGGCUCCAGAACAGGAUGGGAGUGAUGCCGUGAGGCUGCUCCGUGGGGGCCAGGAUGGAGGACAGGGAGAGUGUGAGUCGUGGAGGGGUCCGAGCAGUACGAGGGGACAGGGCCCCGGCCCCAGCCCCGGCCCAGACCCCCUCUGGGAACUGGGAUGGCCAGCAGCCACUGUGGCAAUAAAGUGUUGUGACGUGU